Molecule: messenger RNA, 1356 nt
Organism: Drosophila yakuba
Lineage: Eukaryota; Metazoa; Arthropoda; Insecta; Diptera; Drosophilidae
Exons: 2
Coding region: 340-813 (157 amino acids)
Source: RefSeq, a predicted model, not a curated record
UUUAAUCAUGUAGCCUAUUUGUUUGUUUUGCGAGUUGUCACAACGUUCCUGAUAUAAAACUCGAAAAUAGGUAUUUUUCAGAAUUUUCCUGGAAUUGGACUUUAAGCCAUCUGCCUUCAAAAGCACUUGCACCUGGCUUAUUAGGGUUAGCAAGAUUAGCGGCCGAAUAGGCUGAAUAACGCUAGGAUCAAUAAAAUUCGCGAUAUAUCUGCUUAAGUAGGAUCCUACCUGGCUUUUGCCUAAGGUUACUUAUUAGGGCAACUGGGAUUACCGGCCAAUUGGUAGGUAGAGCGCAAAGGGCGGGCGGUCCAUAACCAGUUCCUUCUCGACAGUCCAAUCAUGAAGUACCGCAUGUUGAACAAACGCAAGCAGGCGACUCCCUCGCCAGUGAGACAAUCCGACACAGAAGACGUGUCCAUGGCCAACCACAGUGCUCUGGAACUGGAGGCAGCUGCUGCACUCUUGUUGCUCCGCUACCAAUAUGAUCGGCAAGUGUGCAACAACAUUAUAUCCUACACGGAGUCCUGUUCUCCGACUCCACCGCCGGCAGUUGCCGAUAACACGACGCCAAAGGAUCAGACUGUUCGUCCGCCAGUCGCCAGUCAGCCGUUGAAGAAACGCUCCAUACCAUCGCACCUACUCAGGAGAUCCCUGACACCGGCCAAAUCCGAGACUUCGGUGAGCAACAAGUCGAUAGUCAAGGCCAAAACAAGGACUCCAAUUCCCAGUAAAGAGCGCAACUGCAACAGGUCCUUGCUCAAGUCCUGCAGAAAUAUGAUUCGUGAGUUUUUGGACAAUCAGGAGCUUAUCUAAACAAAGUUAAACUACGUGUCCAAGGAUAACCGCCUGAAACCGAUUCUACAUUUUUAAAUUUAAUCAAAUCAAGAUUUUAGAAAUCUUCGCUAAAAACGCCACAGUGAAUUGCACAAUAGCAGAAAAGAGCAAUCAAUGAAUUUUUAAAAACGAUGUAGCCCAGUAAAUGACAAUCCCACUUAAGGCCCAAGAGAGAUAAAGCCGAUCCUUGGGAUCUUGGAUUUCACUUUUCAAUUUAUUUAUUGCAUAUAAAUUUGUUUCCUUUUUUUUAUACAUAUAUAAAUUAUGUAUUGAUCGAAAGAUAACGUUUUCAAUGGAAGAACAGGUAUUGUGGCGACACUAGAGUGCUAAUUAUUAGCUAUUGGCGGUGUUUAAACUUAAGGCGUACGAAAAACAAAUAGAAAAUUAUCUUUACCGUAGAUCUACACAAUAAUUAAUAAUUACAGUUGCACUACAGGCUAAAUGUAUGAACGUGCAUUGAUGAUAUCUCUUCCUAACUCUGUUCACUCCGUUUAAUGUAAUUAAUAAAGUGCUUCAAAUGUA